This is a messenger RNA of Octodon degus (degu), 2821 nucleotides long. It is a transcript of the gene Mkx, whose product is annotated as mohawk homeobox. Gene Ontology annotation, cellular component: nucleus. The record is from RefSeq and is a predicted model, not a curated record. NCBI's taxonomy places the organism in Eukaryota, Metazoa, Chordata, Mammalia, Rodentia, Octodontidae. The transcript is spliced from 6 exons. The coding region runs from base 1 to 1059 and encodes 352 amino acids. Gene Ontology annotation, biological process: regulation of transcription by RNA polymerase II; cell development; muscle organ development. Gene Ontology annotation, molecular function: RNA polymerase II cis-regulatory region sequence-specific DNA binding; DNA-binding transcription factor activity, RNA polymerase II-specific.
AUGAACACCAUCGUCUUCAACAAGCUCAGCGGCGCAGUGCUUUUUGAGGACCGAGGCGCUACGGAACGGGAGAGAAGCGGCCGGCCCUACAACAGCGUCCUGGACAGCCCCCACGCCCGCCCCGAAAUGGGCAUUGCGGGCGGCCCACCCCUCAAGGACAACCUCGGCCUGAGACACCGCAGGACCGGAGCCCGGCAGAAUGGCGGAAAAGUGAGGCACAAGCGGCAGGCCCUGCAAGACAUGGCACGGCCUCUAAAGCAGUGGCUUUACAAGCACCGUGACAACCCGUAUCCCACUAAGACGGAGAAGAUACUCUUGGCCCUUGGCUCGCAGAUGACGCUAGUACAGGUGUCAAAUUGGUUUGCUAAUGCAAGACGUCGGCUUAAGAACACUGUUCGGCAGCCUGAUUUAAGCUGGGCUUUGAGAAUAAAGCUGUACAACAAAUACGUGCAAGGGAACGCUGAGCGGCUCAGCGUGAGCAGUGAUGAUUCCUGUUCUGAAGAUGGAGAAAACCCUCCGAGACCACACAUGACUGAAGGGGGCUAUGCUACUCCAGCUCACCAUCCUGUGAUUAAAAGUGAGAGCCCAGCGAUCAAAGCCAGUGUAAGGCCUGAGUCUCGGGCCAGUGAGGACUACGUAUCACCCCCCAAAUACAAGAGCAGCUUGUUGAACCGUUACCUGAAUGACUCUUUAAGACACGUCAUGGCCACAAGCACAGCCAUGAUGGGGAAAACGAGGCAAAGAAACCAUUCGGGCUCUUUUAGCUCCAAUGAAUUUGAGGAAGAAUUGGUGUCUCCAUCAUCAUCAGAAACUGAGGGCAACUUUGUCUAUCGUACAGAUGCUCUGGAGAACGGAUCCAGUAAAGGUGACAGUGCAGCUCACAGAAAGGGACCCAGCAAAGAUGACACGUACUGGAAGGAGAUCAACGCGGCCAUGGCCUUAACAAACCUCGCACAGGGCAAGGACAAGCUGCAGGGAACGACCAGCUGCAUCAUCCAGAAGUCGUCUCACAUCGCGGAAGUAAAGACAGUGAAAGUGCCACUGGCGAGGCCGUUUUAGAUGACGCACAGAGGAUGCUUUACCGUCAGUGUUCCGCCGCAUUCCUCGGAGAGGGCAGCUGGCUCCCGCUGAAGCCUCCUCUUAUUUUUAAUUACCCUAAAUAUAACAUUUAGUCGCUUCUACAAAAGACAUAUAAAUUAUAAAAAAACCUCAUUUUAAUCAAAAAUAUUAACUUAUUUUAUGUUACUCAAACUAUGCAUAAAACGUCUGCAUUCCCAUUACAGUAAGUGCCUUGCUUCCUGAAAACCAGCUCCAACGUGGGCCUAGCGGGACGGCUACGCCUCAAAAUGCCAGUGCUUAUGCUUAUUAGUCUGUGUGCAUCACCGGAUGGAUCUAACCAUUUCAGGACUGAAACCAGAUUUGUUGAAAGCCCUUGAAAUACGCUCAGUAAUUCACAUGUUAAAACUUGGAUUCUGCUCAGCCCAGAUGAGAUGGCCCUUAAAAAAAAGCCUUAUUGAAAAGUGUUCAAUGUGCUUUUCAGAGUGACUGAGCGAAUUUUAUGCACAUACUAUGCCUGUAUAUCUGAUGUUACUAUCUUCCAAAAUGAAAGGCGCGGCGAUCCACAAAAUGCCUGCGUAUUUAGUAGUGAUUCCUACAAACUAAUUGGAAAUCACAAAGGAUACAUAAUAAUCAGAAAAACUUUUUUUUCAAGCACUGCUGGAAACACCACAUUGCCCUUUAGAAUUUAUUUGAAUUUUCUUUUCCUGAAGUUCUGCUGAUGUUUCAAAAAUACUUUAUUAUAUAAAUAUCUGAAAAUUUGCCUGUAGAAACUAAACCUAUAGUUUAGUUUUAAAACAUAAUCCUGUUUGUAUUAGAGUUCAGUGAUUUUUUUGUGAUGGAAACUUUUUCAUAUGGAAUGACUAAAAAGGCUUUUUAUUUGGUUCAUUUCAAAAUUACAAUUGCUGAUGGACAAUUUGUAUUGCAAUGAGAACAAGACAAUGAAGGAAAUGUAUCUCUGUGAAUACACUUAUAUACACAUAAAAUUGACUUUUAAAUUUAAAACAUAUGGAAAACAAAACAUGGAGCAGCCUUUAGAUUUGGCCAAGUGAGACAUUUAAGUAAAAAUUAAAUGAAAUCAUGCCUUAAGAGAAAGAACAUUUUGUUUCUAAAUUAGACUAUCAUCGAGUGGGAACAAUCAAUAUCAAGAGAGAACAGUAUCUUUUUCAAACAGUAAUUCCUAAUCAUCUUGGGAAGACUUGAAAUUUUAAACAGUGGAAAUGCCAAAUAUAACAGAGUAUGUGUGCAUCAGAGAAGUAAGGAAGGAUUGGACUCUCUUACAGUGGGAUUUUUUUUCUGGCUAUGUAAUCUGUUUUGUAAUUUUUUUAAAACUGGAAAACAUUUUUUUGUGAGUGUGAAUAAGAGUGAAAAGUAGAGCCAUAUGGUGACAUUUUUCUUUAUUUUGCAAAAUGCUUUUAAAACCAAAGGCUGCUCUGGUUGAAAUAUGGACUAUAUCAAUCUUGAUAUAAAUUGUAGGACAUUUUUCAUGUAACAUAGCAUUUGGGAAUUGGGUUUAUUUAGUGUAAUGAAGAUAAUUUGAUAUAAAAAUAUUUUGUGCAUAUUUUACUUUGUUUUCUAAUUUGCAUUUUGCAGUAACAAUAUGUGCAAAGCCAGAUAUGUAAGUUAUGACUGUAUGAUCAGAGGAGGUAUGAGUUCUUUUGGUUUACAAUUUUAAGUAGCUAGAGAUCCAGGAGGAAAACUUUGGAAUCAUUAGAAAACAAAUUUUACCAAAAUGUGAGCAUGCCAGUGAAAACUAGGACAAAUA